UAUAUAAUGCGAGUGCAACAAUGUGUGUGGAGUGGACGGAGUCGAGACUCGAGAGAGACCGGUGGAGGAGCGCUGUCACUGACACUGCCGUGCUGCCCUAGAGAUUUUGGACUGGAGCCCAGCUGAGCCGGCCCGACAAGGAGGAGAGCGUGCAGUCAGAUCUAUCUGCAUUCAAUUCACCACAAUCGCCAGUGUAUUUUGUUCAUCCGAAUAAGCCAAAAUCAAAUUAAAGGAAUCAUGGCAAAGGACUCCUCAAUCAAUAUGACAAGUUAUAAAAGAGGAUAUGCAGUAAAUCAAAGUCAAGAAAACUGCAAAGGGGAGCAAGUAAAAAAAGAAAAGAAGAAAAAAACAAAGACUGUUGGCAUAAUCCAAAUUUUUCGAUUUGCUGACGGACUGGAUAUUUGUCUUAUGAUUAUUGGUUUUCUUGCGGCACUGGCUAAUGGUCUGGGCCAGCCCUUAAGAAACAUGGUGUUUGGAGAAAUGACUGACAGCAUUUUGUGCUAUAAUUCAUCACUACAGAAUUCCACUGAAUGUGCACAGUUCAAACCACUAAAAGAGCAGAUAAUAUUGUUUUCCUUAUAUUAUAUCGGGAUGGGAGUUGGAGCUCUAAUCUGUGGAUAUAUACAAGUUUCAUUUUGGGUGUUGGCUGCUGCAAGACAGACCAGGAAAAUGAGGGAAGCUUUUUUUCAUUCAGUAUUGUCUCAAGACAUGAGUUGGUUUGAUGUUAAUAAAUCUGGAGAGUUCAACACUCGUCUUACUGAAGACAUCAAUAAAAUCAAUGAUGGAAUUGGAGAUAAAGUUGGUCAUCUUUUAGAAAAAGUCUCUACUAUGCUAGCAGGUGUAACAAUUGCAUUAGUAUAUGGGUGGCAGCUUGCUUUAGUGGUAUUGGCCACAAGCCCUCUUAUGUCAUUGUUCGCCUCGUUAAGUUCUAAGAUGCUUGUCUCACUAACAAGCAAGGAACUGUCAGCUUAUGCCAAAGCAGGGGCAGUGGCUGAAGAAGUGCUCUCAUCUAUACGCACUGUUGUGGCUUUUGGAGGGCAAGACAAAGAAAUCAAAAGAUAUGCAAAUAAUUUGGGAGAGGCUAAAAAAAUUGGCAUAAAAAAAGCUGUUGCCUCUCAGUUGGCCAUGGGGUCUAUGUACUGCAUUAUCUAUGCUUCCUAUGGUCUUGCAUUUUGGUAUGCCACAACAUUAAUUUUGGGAGACAGUGGAUAUACCGUUGGAGAUACAAUUGUGGUUUUAUUCAGUGUGAUUGUCAGUAGUUAUUGCAUUGGGCAGGCAUCUUCGUAUUUUGAAGCCUUUUCGGUUGCAAGGGGUGCAGCCUAUAAUAUAUUUAAUUUGAUUGAUCAGGCAUCUACAAUUGAUAGCUUUUCAACAGAUGGGUUUAAACCAGAUAAUCUGAAGGGGAAUGUGGAAUUUAAAAAUGUUAGUUUUUGUUACCCUUCAAGACCAAAUGUUCAGGUUUUAAAUGGACUUAAUCUUGGGAUCAAACCUGGGGAAACUGUGGCACUGGUUGGGCAAAGUGGAUGUGGGAAGAGCACAACAGUGCAGCUAUUGCAGAGAUUGUACGAUCCAAAUGAGGGAAAGAUCAUUGUUGACGGCCAUGACAUAAGGUCUCUAAAUGUAAGACAUUACAGAGAGUUCAUAGGUGUGGUCAGUCAAGAGCCUGUCCUGUUCGGAACAACAAUUAAAAACAACAUUAAAUAUGGCCAAGACAAUGUGACUGAUGAAGAAAUAGUAAAGGCUUCUAAAAAAGCAAAUGCCUAUGAUUUUAUUAUGGCACUACCUUCUAAAUUUGAAACCCUUGUUGGGGAAAGAGGAGCCCAGCUGAGUGGUGGUCAGAAGCAAAGAAUAGCUAUAGCUAGAGCGCUUGUACGAAAUCCUAAAAUCCUUCUACUGGAUGAAGCUACCUCUGCUUUGGAUACUGAGAGUGAAUCUGUUGUACAAGCUGCUCUAGAUAAGGCCAGGAUAGGUCGAACCACAAUUGUCAUUGCUCACCGUCUCAGCACAGUAUUGACAGCAGAUGUCAUAGUUGUGAUAGAAAAUGGUGCUGUAGCUGAACAAGGAACACAUGCUGAAUUAAUGGAGAAAAGAGGCAUAUACUAUUCACUUGCAACAGCUCAGACUCUGUCAACAAAUGAAGAUAAUGAAAAUAUAAGAGAAAACGGAAUGUCUAGAAAGCCAUCUUUAAUAAGCCGUUUAAAUUCAACAUCUACCCUGGAUUUUAGGAUGUCAGAGGAUCAGGAUGAAGAGAAAAAUGAUGAUUUAGAACAGAAAAAUCUUCCUGAAGUCUCCUUUUUCAAACUGCUAAAAUUAAACAAAUCUGAGUGGCCAUAUAUUCUCUUAGGAACACUUGCUGCUACAGUUAAUGGAGGGGUUCAUCCGCUGUUUUGCAUUUUUUUUGCAAAAAUUGUAGCUGUUUUUGGUACUAAUGAUGCAGACAAAAUACAACAAGAAUCUAACAUGUGUGCUAUAGCUUUUGCAUCAAUUGGCGCUCUUUCAUUUGUAACUUAUUUUCUACAGGGUUUUAUGUUUGGAAGAUCUGGAGAAGUUUUAACAAUGAAAUUAAGACAGAGGACUUUUAAAUCCAUGCUUCGUCAGGAUAUUGCAUGGUUUGAUGACAAGAGAAAUAAUACUGGAGCUUUAACAACACGACUUGCAACAGAUGCUUCACAGAUUCAGACAGCUACAGGAACACUGCUUGGAAUAGUAGCACAAAACAUGGCUUGCUUAGGAUUGUCAAUCAUAAUUGCUUUUGUCUUUGGAUGGGAAUUGACUCUACUGCUUUUGGCAAUGAUGCCGAUUCUUGUUAUCACUGGAAUGCUUCAUAUCCGGGCAUUAACUGGCUUUGCUAGUCGAGAUAAAAUAGAGCUGCAACAAGCUGGGAAGUUUGCAACAGAAGCUGUGGAUAAUAUUCGAACUGUUGUCUCAUUAACUAGAGAAAGAACCUUUGAAAAAAUGUACAAUGACAGUUUACAGAAGCCACACAGGAAUUCACUGAGGAAGUCACAGAUAUAUGGCUUUUGUUUUUCAUUUAGUCAAUCAUUCAUAUAUUUCUCUUAUGCUGCAACUUUUCAAUUUGGAACAUAUUUAAUUGAAACUGGACGUAUGGAAUUUGAAGAACUAUUUCUUGUGUUUUCUAUAUUAACAUAUGCAGCUAUUUCAGUUGGAAAUACAUUAUCUUUUGCUCCUGAUUAUGCAAAAGCCAAAUCUGCUGCUUCAUAUCUCUUUAACCUGUUUGAAAGAGAACCACCUAUUGAUAGCUACAGUCAGGAAGGAGAGAAGCCAGAUAUAUUUAAAGGAAAUUUAGAAUUCCGUAACAUUUCAUUCAAUUACCCAUCACGUCCAGAUGUGCCUGUACUACAAGAUUUAUGUGUUAAAGUUGAAAGUGGACAAACUGUGGCAUUUGUUGGUAGCAGUGGAUGUGGAAAAAGUACCUCUGUACAACUCAUCCAGAGGUUCUAUGAUCCACACCAAGGAGCGGUGUUGUUUGAUGGUUUGGAUGCCAAAUGUUUAAACAUACAGUGGCUUCGUGCUCAGAUUGGAAUAGUGUCUCAGGAACCUGUGCUGUUUGGCUGCAGCAUUGCUGAAAAUAUUGCUUAUGGGGACAACUCACGCACCGUUUCUAUGGAAGAAAUACAAACAGCAGCCAAAGCAGCAAAUAUCCAUUCAUUUAUUGACAGUUUACCUGAGAAAUAUAACACUCCAGUUGGAGGGAAAGGAACACAGCUUUCUGGGGGACAGAAGCAGAGAAUAGCAAUUGCCAGAGCACUUAUUCGCUCACCGAAACUGUUGCUGCUUGAUGAAGCCACUUCAGCAUUAGACAACGAGAGUGAAAAGGUGGUCCAGCAAGCUCUGGAUGCAGCUAGAGAAGGAAGAACCUGCAUUAUGAUUGCACACAGACUGUCUACAGUGCAGAAUGCCGAUAUCAUUGUUGUCAUGAAGAAUGGAAAGAUAAUAGAAUAUGGAAGCCAUCAACAGCUUCUAGCAAAUCAUGGGGUUUACUUUAAUUUAGUAAAUGCACAAACACUCACUUGAAACUAGAAUAAUAUUUGAAAAUGUCAACACCAGAAACUUGUUCCUAGAAAUUGCCUUAAUGAUAGAACAGUAAUGGUAAAAAUAGUGCCAAGAGGCAGUACUUUAUGGCGUGUGAGCUAUUUUUAUCAUUUGACUUAUCUCAGGGGUAAAAAAAAAGAAGAAAGUAAAUGAAAGAAUGGCUAUGAAAAGUAUUGUAGGUAUUGCACUAGUAAUGUUGUCCAUCUAAAAUGAAAAAGUAUAAAGUGUACAUUUUGUAAGACACAACAAAUUAAAAGUUUUAUUAAUUAGGACAUAGAAAAUGAAUAAAAAAAAACUCUAAGGUAUCCCCCAAUAUAAACACCUCACAUCACAAACCCUCCCUAAUAAUAUGCAAAUGAUAAAGCAAGUAAUUGCUGUAAAUCACAGUACACAGGGUAUUUUAAGAUCAUUCUACUUGCUGCGGUCUAAACAUUUUUUAAUUACUUGUGUAUAAAGAAAGGGUGCAGACCAGUGUACAUCAGAAUAGCAUUGCUAUACCAAAACAUUUGUUAUUAUUAUUCUUAAAUACAUUUAUUGUUUCAUGUGGAGUUUAGUGCAUAGAUAAAUGGACAAUAACUUUUUUUUUAAACAGAGGUUCAGUACUCAGAAUGACAGUUCUAGUAAUGAUUGAUACAAAUUAACUUAUAUGCAUCCCUUUAAUCUAGGCUUUUGCAAACAGUUGUUCAAUUUAUUAUUAACAUUUGAUUGAAUGAGGUGCCUUAUUUAUAUUAGUUCUAAUAAGAUCAUGAUAACCAAUAAAGGUGAUUUAUGUCAAAAAAAUGUUUUAAAUGCACUAAAUGUAAAGAGGCUGCCAGGCUGCAAUAUUGUUUGCAAUGACAACCUCAAUUCUCAUUGGCAUUUCUGUUGUCACUAAAGGAGCGCUGUCAUUUAAUAUUAAGAUAAGGUUAAUUGAGAAGUGAUAAAGGCACACUUGUUCUUCUUUACAUAUAUGUUAACCAAAAAAGAAAUAAAUUUAACCCCUGUGACACUCUAUUCAUAGAGGUCAAUUUAUCAAGCUCUGUACGGAGCUUAAUGCCCCGUGUUUCUAGCGAGCCUUCAGGCUCGCUGGAAACAGAAGUUAUAAAGCAGUGGUCUAAAGACUGCUGCUCCAUAACCUGUCUGCCAGAAAUCAACCCGAUCGAAUACGAUUGGGUUGAUUGACAGCCCCUGCUAGCGGCCAAUCACAAGAACUGCUUGUGCAAUGAUAAAUGCCGACAGCGUAUGCUCUCGCAUUUGUCUAUGUGCAGAGGACAUGUUUCGCUAUAUCGGAUCAUGUCCGCUCGCACUUACAUAAAUUGACCACAUAUUCUUCUUCCCAAUAAUACAAGAUUAGAGCCUAAAAACUUGAAUUCUCAGUAAAAUUAGUCCUCACCCCCAAAUUAAAUAAACAUUGCUUAUUAGCCUGAUAUGUUGGUUUGAGUGUCUAGAUUAAAAUAACUUUAAAAGAACUGCAAGAGACAUACCUCUAAAUUAUUUUACUUUAGCCUUGACUGCACUAAAGGGUAAGUAUUUCUAAAUGCUGUGUCACCUUUGAUUAUGUUAAGGAACAAAAUAUGAGGUAGACAGUAUAUAUUUCAGAAGUGUGUGACUUCCAUUUUAUUUUAUUAUGGUUAACUCAACGCCCCACAACACAGGUUGUGUUUAUUAUUGGUUUAGAAUAUCAGAUGUUAUAAAUAUUGUUAAGUAUAACAAAGGGCUACCUCACCUGAAUCCUCAUUUAUGUUUUAAAAGUGACAAUAUUCUGCUGGUACAAUUAAAGUAGCAUGGGUACUACUCACCAGGUUAUUUUUUUUCUCUCUAUAAAGUCAUUCUCUUAUUUUAAACCUUUACAAGUGCUGGUUAGUGAAGCUCUGCACCUUCACACUGGGUACCACCAUCUUUGAUUAAGUAUUCUUGCUCCUUGUGACAGAAGUGGUGCACAUUCACAAAUCAGUGAUAAAGUUGUCUUCUUGGCAAGGCGUAUCAUGUGCUUCAGUUUAUAGUGGGAUCUAUACAUUUUUGCAGAGGCUGCAUUGUAUUGUUCCUGAGGGCUUUUUAUAUUUGUUAUGAAACUUUUAAACUGUUUGAAAAACUGCAAAAAUAAAUCUCUUCUGUUUGUGCAAGCUAAUCCAAAGUGCAAGAUACAAAAGCUGGCAAACUCACUGAUCUGUAAAAUUGCACUGAUUUUGUCACAGGAUGCAUCAAUACGUGUACCAAGAUGGUGGCUUCUGUAAUGGGUUAAAAUAAGAGAACUGCUUUAACCCCUUAGUGACCAGACCAUUUUUCAAUUUUCUUACCGUUAAGGACCAGGGCUGCGUUUACAUUUCUGUGGUGUUUGUGUUUAGCUGUAAUUUUCCUCUUACUCAUUUACUGUACCCACACAUAUGAUAUACAUUUUUUCUCACCAUUAAAUGGACUUUCUAAAGAUA
Molecule: messenger RNA, 6461 nt
Organism: Bombina bombina (fire-bellied toad)
Lineage: Eukaryota; Metazoa; Chordata; Amphibia; Anura; Bombinatoridae
Product: ATP-binding cassette sub-family B member 5
Exons: 28
Coding region: 238-4035 (1265 amino acids)
Biological process (GO): transmembrane transport
Cellular component (GO): membrane
Molecular function (GO): ABC-type transporter activity; ATP binding; ATP hydrolysis activity
Source: RefSeq, a predicted model, not a curated record